This is a messenger RNA of Megalops cyprinoides (Indo-Pacific tarpon), 3387 nucleotides long. Its product is annotated as RING finger protein 122-like. Gene Ontology annotation, molecular function: ubiquitin protein ligase activity; zinc ion binding. The coding region runs from base 1783 to 2373 and encodes 196 amino acids. The transcript has 5 exons. The record is from RefSeq and is a predicted model, not a curated record. Lineage: Eukaryota; Metazoa; Chordata; Actinopteri; Elopiformes; Megalopidae. Gene Ontology annotation, cellular component: endomembrane system.
CAGACCCCUGACACCGACUCAAUUGUUUCAAAUGAGAUUGGGUAGACAUUCAGGCUGACAGAAGUAGAGCUGUCCAAAUUCACUUUGUUUCCAUGGAACAAAAUUAUGGGCUUUGUGAAAGGCAGGCUAUUUCAUCAUUGUUUCCCCCCAAAUGGUGCCCUCUUUCCUGAGUGACAACACUGAAAACGGCAGCGGGGACGGAGGGUGCCCCCCUUUGCCUGGAGCAGAUGGCGGCACGGUGGAGGGGAUGCUGCCGUCACACGCGUUCGCUUUGUGAAUGCGCCGUGCGGGGACCGAGGGUGGACCAAAUGCCAUAUGCUAUCGCUAAUCCCCAAACAUUUACCCAGAGUUUUUAUUAUUAUUGAUAUUUUGCCGUGCAAACAGGGAUUGCUCAGCGCUUAUUAGCUCUGAACUUUGGACAAUGUGCCCAUGGCACCUUGUGAAGAAACUUCCGUUGUUACACAAAAGGCUCUCAUUGGCGUAUUGAGGGCAAAAAUAGGUUCCUGUUGGGUGAAAAUACUUCUCUUUUAAGGUACGCCUGUUUGAUUCACUAGUCUGUCAGGCAUUAUAUUCAUAAGCAGACUGGCUAAACGUGUGAUGUUUUCAAGCAUUAUGUCAUGGUGUUUGCAGUGCUAGGAAAAGUUCACCUUGUCAUCUCUAGGGAAUUACUUUAUCAUGUAUAGCAAGUAAAAUGGCACUAAAAACUUUGCCUUCAAUAACACCAGUGAGCUUAUGUGUUGUGCAUUUGCAUUCUAGGCCUCAGAAAGUAUGAAAAUGUCCAACACCCAGACAGGCUAUUCAGGUUAUUUUGGCAAGCUCUAUCUACUAUCUGGAAAUAUACAGUCAAAUUAAAGCUGAUCUCAGAGACAGAACCCACUUCAUUAUUUAACCAGUUUCAUCGUUAUAGCUGAACCAGUUUAACCUGGAGAGUUUUAGUAAGUCAAAGAAAGCUGGAUAUUGUGCAGAAUGGCAGCACUCUGAGAUCAGGAUUAGGUGGCUCAUCCUCAGAGGACAUUGAGUGAGUAUCUCAUAAACAUAAACAUUAUGCUCCCUGAUUUUCAAACGUGUGAAUAGAAGCUAUAUGUCUAACGCCACCCUAAGUCUGCCUAAAGUGCUGUGGAGAACCAAUAGUCUCCUUAGAAGGCGAUUGUCAUCGAUAACCGUAUUCAAAUUCUCACAACCACACAAACAUAUCCAAGCUGUCUGAUUAACAGAAUAACCUUAGCAUUGCCUCCGUCAUGAGAAUUCACGCCUCAGAUACUUCGCACACACCUUUGUUUGUCACGUUGUGACAUGCCUCGGUGUAGUCAUGGCUCUGCGCGUUCAAACUGUCUGCAGAGGGAUUUGUCCUCUGGUGGCCUCUGACCUGUGUGGACAGAGCAGCUUGCUGACAGGAGCAUGUCGGUACGCGACUGUUAGAAGCUCACUCCUUUGUCUCACCCUCUGCCUGCAUUACAGAGAUAAAUGGGAUGGGAAUCUUGAAGUGCCAGUAGUGAAGAGCAAACCAAGGUCAUAAUCAGGCUGACAAUGUGUAAUGCGUGUGUUUGGCAACUGUUGACUGCACGCAAAGGCACUGUAUAUACCAUGAAGCCUGUCACAAAAAAACAAAACAAAACUGAGGCACAGAUAUGGCCUAUUAUGACCAGACAGUCAUUGCCUGCAUUCCUUCGGUUCCCUUUUGUGUCUGUAAUGCUAGCUACAGACGUUCCAUGGCUCUAAGAAUACUCACACCAAGCCAGCAAAUCAGAACACUUACAGCUUCAAGCCCUAUCAGAACUUUCUAUGAGGUACACCGAGCUGAUUAGUGCAGCAUAUUCACUAGCUGUGGCAGGGGGAGCGCACUUCUUGAAAAGCAGGAGCUGUUUAACGUAUGUUCAGACAGGUGUUUGCGAGCUGCGAUUACCCAGUCUCCACUCCAACCUCUCAGGAUGCCUGUGCGGCCUGGGGCUACAGAGUUCAGACAAGUACUGCGAGAUGACGUCGGACAACAUUUACCACCUCCCCCUCAAUGUGUAUGUCAUCGUCCUGGGCAUCGGCCUCUUCAUCUUCAUGCUGAGCAUGAUAUUCUGCUGCUACCUGUUCAGGUUAAGACGACAGGGGACAAGGGAGCAAUACGGCUACAAUGAAGUGGUUCUAAAAGGAGCUGGAAAAAAACUAAGCCUUCUGGGACAGACAUGUGCAGUAUGCCUGGAGGAGUUCCGAACCAGAGACGAGCUCGGGGUGUGUCCCUGCUCUCACGCAUUUCAUAAGAAAUGCCUGGUAAAGUGGCUGGAGAUCCGCAGCGUCUGCCCCAUGUGCAACAAGCCCAUCUGCAGGCUGCAGCCCGACGCCCCCCAGGGCGCUGAGGGGCCCCAGGACCCAGAGGAGGUGUGAGGCGAGAGGCUCACUGCCUGGCAGCCAUCUUGUGGAACUCAAACCGUGUCACGGGAGGACAAAUUCCAGACCAAGGAACCCAAUAUACUCCCCUACCCCUAUAUCUUUCAGAGGAAUUUCACAUACCCAACGCAUGACACGAAGAACUUGGGGCUGUACUUGUUUGACUUUACCCGUCAAGGCUUACCUGGAAAACACUGAGACAGACUUGGCGCGUAACAUCGAUUAAAAACUGACUUGGAUGUUUCUUCUGCAUGGGGACACUCUGUAUACCUACUCAAAGACUUGACGAUGGCAGAUCUUAACUCUUGGAUGAUCCUUCCCAGUGCCAAUUAAAGGGAGUAUGUAAAGAGAAGUAACUGGCUUCAAUAUCCCCCCCUAUCAAUGAAUAACUUAAUGGAGAUAGACUGAGUUACCUCUUUCUAGUCAUUUUGUAUUGUUACUUAAUUUCAAAUAAAGUGUAAAGUUUUGGUGGUACAAACCACUUCCUACUUUACUUUCAAGAUGCACCUAAACAUGCGGUACGUUUGACAACAGAGCAACCCCAGCAAUGACACGUCCCUUGCUCUGAAGUCUCUAAAGCACUGUAAAUAAACCAACUUGUGUGAAAUCCACAUAACAGAUAAAACAAAGCCACGAGCAAGCGUGUAUCCUUAACACGGACUACUGAAGACCGCUGACACCCAUGAAGUUUUUCCAAUGCUUAAUUCACAUGGCCUUCUUUUGAGCUAUUACACAAAUUAAGGUUAAAUAACAGAUUAUGUGUGACUCACACAUUCAACAAAACAUGCUGAUACUAUUACGCUUGUCAAAAUCUGCAGCGGAGGCCAAUUCUGCUGUUUGUGACCUGGUAGUUAUUUCCUAGCCCAACAACUGAGUCUUCUAUAAAAAGCAGUUACAUAAGGGGAGUUCAGUAAAACUCAAAAUAGCAGCUAAUUCAGUGUGUCAAUGGAUGUCUUGUGAUAUUUGUUUCCUUUACAGUGGAUAACACUCAAAGGUAUUGGGUUGUUUUUU